This is a messenger RNA of Pelagomonas calceolata, 2606 nucleotides long. The record is from the annotation of a GenBank genome assembly. NCBI's taxonomy places the organism in Eukaryota, Pelagophyceae, Pelagomonadales, Pelagomonadaceae.
UGCUGAUGAGAUGCUGGGAAGCGCUGCACGCAAACGCUGCCUGCCGGCCCGCGUGGCUAACUCGAUGGCGCAGCAGCGCCUCGACAGCGCCGCGGCGCGCCGCGAAAGCGGGCGCGCUCCUCUCGAUAGCUUGUGUGUUGCCCCCUCAUCUCCAGCUGCCCCAGUGGCGAGACUAGGUGCCGAGUACUGGGGCGGAGAUAGGCCGCGACGCGGCCGCGGGCGGGCCACCAGACGGGCGUUGCGUUCUUGUGGGAGCGGAGGGAUGCUUUAUGGUGAGGCGCGGGCAGGAGCGCGUCGAUGACACCUCGCGACCGCGGCUUGACUUGAUGUUCAGGCAGCGGUCGCCUUGUGUUUGUGACUGUUCCCGUGACGUCCGCGAGCGUUGCUCGUGAUGCCCCCUCCCUACCUUACCCCCACCCCCUACCCCUAUCUGAAAAGCUACCCACACUGCUGCCAUAAUCCAGCCCAGAAACGCGCCACCCAACGCGCUAUCAGUGCUUGCGAGCUAGCGGUUACCUUACUGAUAGCUGACGACCUCGCCUGCGAAGUCUCCUUGCCUCAAGUGCAUCAGUGCAAGAGGAGGCUCUCUCUGGUUUGAAAACUCCUGGUGCUGCACUCGCGGCACGGCGCACGCCGCGCGCUGGAACACUGCUGAAAGUACUGUUGCGUUACUGCGCUGCAGCCGCUCCGUCAUUUCGUGCCAUACUCAUCGAGACGUCGUCGAACGUGCGUACGAUCGAAGAUGCCCCCCCCCGUCUACGACACCGAUCUCGCGAGGAUCAUCAAGAAAACGGAGGACGAGACCGGCCUGCAGGCGCCGCUCUUCGGCGAGUUGACGCAAGAGGCCGCGUAUGAAGGCAAACACUGGCGCGCUAUCGGCAAGGCAUGGCGCGGCCGCACCGGCAAAACGGCCUUCCUGGCCUACCGAGAACGCUUCCCGGACAAGGACAAUGCGUAUGCCGCCCGCUACGACGACUCGACGAAAGAAGCGGUGCUGCGCGGCGAGCACGACGAUGCGCUGAAACGGGCGGUGGCGUACUGCCACCUGAAAAGCUUAGAUAUCUGGAAGUACGCCUACAAGUUCGUGGCCCUCGACGUCGACGCGCCAACCAUCUACCAGCGGCUCAAGGCGCUCGACGCGACGCGACAGAAAAAGAUCUGGCGCUCGGAGCUGCAGGCCGAGGUGGACGCGCUGAAAGAGGAGUUCGACGGCAAGACGUUCUUCGACGACGAGGACGUGCAGAACGUCGUCGUCACGAUCGGCUUCCGCGAGGGCGAGGACGAGGGCGUGCACGACCCCGACCCCUGCCUGUUGUGCCGCUUCUCCACGGACUGCGACGACGUCGAGCUGGAGCCGCUCGCGCCCGAGGACGUCCGCGACUGGAUCGCCGGGCGCUCGCCGCCGGAACCCGUCGUGGUGGUGGAGGCGGAGAAGGUGCUGCCGCCCGUGCCGGAGCCGCCGAAGCCGCCGCCGCCGCCGCCGACGCGCGCGGGGCUGAAGCGGGCCGCGGCGAAGACCGCGAAGAGCGGAGGCAUGAAGAAGGUUAAUGAGGCGCGCUCCAAGAAGGCGCGCCGCGACAAGGAGGCCGACGAGGAGGAGAGGCCGCACGACGUCGAACCGGACGACGAGGCGUGGGCGAGGUGGGCUCCGUUCCUCAACGUCGCCGAAGGCGACACGCGCGCGACGGUCGUCGACCGCCGCGCCCUCCGCGCGACCAUCGGCAGCGGCGCCUCGCUGCUGCGCCUCGACGACGUCAAGACGUCGGUGACGCGGCGCAUCGACGCGUUCACGCCGCAGAACCCGCCGAGGGGCGGCGUGCCGCGCGAGCCGUUCCGCUGUCUGACGCGCAUUGGACUGGCGCGCUUCGCGGUCGUGGGCGACCCGGACCGCACGAAGAUGAAGCUGGUCGUCGAUUACCUCCGGGAGCUCGUCAACGGGCUCACGUUCGUCGGAAACUUCGGCGACGGCGACGGAGCGAGGGCCUGGAUCGCGCCGGGCGUCAUGGCGGGGCGGCGCCGCGCGAACUGCACGACGAUAUGUUUCGGCCACUGCAGCGACGGCACGCUGUCGGACCACAAGAAGGCGGUGCUGGCGUUUCUCGCGGGCGCGGCGGACGAGGCGUCGGGCGAGCUCGAGGCGGCGUUGUUGUGGUUUAUUGACUUCAUCAAGAACUGCUUCGCGACGCGCACGGUCGAUCUGGAGCUCGUGCUCUACGGGCCGGGCCAGGAGGGCAACGUCCACGACGACAAGGAGGAGCCCACGAAGAAGCGCAACGGCGUCGUCGUUGCCGGGACCGUCGAGUUCCGCGCCGCGUGCUCGGUCGACGGCGACCGCACGAUGUCGAUCCACGACAAGCGCGGCCACCUCGUGACGCUCCCGCGCACGACCGGUACCGGCGUGGUCUUCGUCGCCGGCGCGCACACGCGCCAGCGCGGCAUCGUCAAGCACCGGAACGACGCCGGCACCGCGCCCGGCGCGACGCUCAUCGUCACGCUCCGCGCCGACGUCUCCAACGCCUUCGAGCGCAUGUCGCCGGUCGAGCGCCUCUUCGCGCACGCCGGCAUCGCGCUAUUCUAGGCGUCGGUGCUUGUCUAGACUAAUAAAC